Molecule: messenger RNA, 2082 nt
Organism: Linepithema humile (Argentine ant)
Lineage: Eukaryota; Metazoa; Arthropoda; Insecta; Hymenoptera; Formicidae
Source: RefSeq, a predicted model, not a curated record
AUCUCUUUUCGUUUUGCUGUGACAGAAAGUGAUACUAAUAAAAAUCGAAAUUUAAUUUAAAUCGCAAAUUCGAAUUUUUAGUUUUACGCAAAGUAGCAUUUUAUUACGUUCAAAAUUAAAUUUUUUAAGUGACAGUGCUUUUGUAUAUAUUAAAUAUUAUAUUUUUCUUGCAACAUGUUUUCGAUUGUGUCAAUGUUAUGCAGAUUCUGUAUCCGUGGAUUUUUAUAUUUCUUUAGGAUCAGAUUUGCGCAUUUGUUGCUUAUUAGAAGAAUUAUUAAUAAAUUUUAAAAUGUGUCAGUUUAUCCAUUUCUCUAAUUUUGAACGCAAAAAGGAUUAAUUUUAUAAAUAAAUUGUGAAAUGGCACUCUUAACGUCAUACUGGGGCCUGGAUGGCAUACUAGUUUUAACAACUCUGAUGGUAGUUUUCUACCUUUAUAUGACUCGCAAGUUCAAGUACUGGAAGAAGCGAGGUAUUUCGGAAACGGCACCACCGACACCUUUCUUUGGCAAUUUCGCAGACUGUCUACUUUUCAAGAAAGCACCAGCAGACUUUUUAAAAGAGCUGUACGACCAAGCGAAAGGUCUACCUUAUAUUGGUUUUUACGUCUUGGACAAACCCAUUCUGCUGAUUCGCGACCGAGAACUUGUCAAGAACAUUCUAGUGAAGGAUUUUAAUUACUUCUCCAACCGUUACGUUCUUGCGGAUCCGAAGGAUCGUUUAGGUUACGCCACACUAUUCUUCCUCAGAAAUCAAGCUUGGAAGAUUAUUAGAACGAAAAUGACACCAUUCUUUACAUCCGGUAAAAUGAAGAAAAUGUUCGAGUUGAUGAUUCAAUGUGGGAAACAUUUAGACGAACAUCUUAAUUCACCGGAAUUUGAAGGUAAAGGAAAGACGAUAGAAAUAAAAGAAUUAACCGCCAAAUUUACCACCGAUGUAAUCGGCAGUACUGCUUUUGGACUCGAAGUAAAUUCGUUCAAAGAUCCGGACGCCGAGUUUCGCAAAUAUGGCAAGAUGAUCUUUCAUUACAACGCAAUUCGUGGAUUCGAGAUGCUCGCGAUAUUUUUCCUUCCAGAGAUAGUUCGCUUGGCCAAAGUAAAGAUGUUUGGCAAAGAGCCGACUGAAUUUCUGCGAAAGGUUUUCUGGGAAACAAUCAAUCAGCGCAUGAAGUCUGGAGCGAAGAGAAACGAUCUCAUCGAUAUACUCGUCGAACUCAAGCAAAAUGCCAAUGAUCAAAAUACUCUUGAAGAUUUCACAUAUGACGGAGACGAUCUUAUGGCACAAGCAGCCAGUUUCUUCUCAGCUGGUUUUGAGACCUCCGCAACGACAAUAUCUUUCGCGUUGUACGAACUCGCACUGUGUCCUGAAAUGCAAAACAGGUUGAGAAAAGAGAUUCUCGAAGCGCUCGAGCAAUCCAAUGGAAAAAUUACAUAUGACUUGGUAAUGUCACUACCGUAUUUGGAUAUGGUAGUCUCGGAAAGUUUGAGAAUGUAUCCGCCAUUGGGAUAUCUAAAUCGAAUAACAACCGAGCCUUAUAAAUUACCGAAUUCCAAUCUUGUACUUGAGAAGGAUACGCCGGUUUACAUAUCGAUGCUCGGCAUGCAUUACGAUCCGGAAUAUUUUCCCAAUCCAGAGAAAUUCGAUCCGGAGCGAUUUAACGAGGAGAACAAACGCAACAGACCGUCAACUGUCUAUUUCCCAUUUGGAGAAGGCCCGCACGCGUGCAUAGGAAAUCGUUUCGGACUUCUACAAUCGAAACUAGGGAUCAUGGAAAUCUUGAAAAAAUGUGAAGUGACACCGAGUGAAAAAACUACAAUACCAGUGCAAAUUGAUCCGAGGGGAGCCAUGCUGGCGCCGUUAAAUGGCGUAUUAUAUCUCAACAUCCGAAAGCUCAAUACCAAUGCUAAUUAAUAAUUAAUAAAUAAUUUUUUAAUAUAAAACAAAAACUAAAUUAUGUUUUAUUGUAAAGGAAAAGACUCGUAAUAUACUCUAUUGCGUUUUCCUCGAAUAGUUUUCUCUAAAUAUAAUUAUCAACUUUUUCUCAAAUGUAACUUUCUUAAUUUUACUUGUGCACGUGAAUGUUUU